AUGCCACCAAGGAAGACUCGAUUGGCGAAGGAACCAAGCCGAGGAACACGCCGAUCGACCCGGCGAAAUGAGGUUGUGGAUCAUGGAUUCCCUGAUAUCUAUGGUGACAUGGUGGCAGAAGUUGUCGCGGACGAAAGUUCUGAGCGACUAGCCACGCGAUCAUCUAAGCGCCGCAAAAUUAGCAAGGAAUCAUCCGGCAAUAUUCAACUCGACAUCGACUUGUUUGGACCUACUCAACAUGAGGAUGCAAAGUCCCAGCUCCAGGAGCAGGAAGCUAUUGUGCCAGUAUUACGACAAAUAGUUUACGACGAUUUUGGAGAUUCGGAUGACUCUGAUGUUGAGUUUGAGGAUGUUGAAUUGGAACCUGCCCAGGAUGACGUCGAUAUGGAUGAAAACCCAGAGCAGAAGACCCUUCAGCUUGAUCUAUCGACCCCCGCACUCGAGAAUUCAAGAAGCGCUGUCCGCCGGCGUAAGCCAGUCGGUUCUGCUGAGCGAAAAAAGCGUCUUGAAGUGCAUAAAGCACACCUGAUCUGUCUUCUGGCGCACAUGAGCUGUCGCAAUCGCUGGUGUGAAAGCGAAAGCGUGCAUGCAGUAUUGAAGCCGUUGGUGCCACGGAAAGUGAUCUCCCUACUCCACGACGAUGGGUCGAAAGCACAGUAUCAGAGGUCGCACUCGUUCACGAAAGGCAUCGAGGAGAUAUGUUUGCUCUGGAGAACGACGUGGAAUAUAUCAGAGAGAGGAAUGCGUCGAGCUCAUUGGAAAGAAGAGGUCGACGCGUUGAAAGAAAUCGAUGACAUUGAAGAUCUCGUUGAAUUCGAAGAUUUUAGGUCUGCUGCGAUAUCACACCGUGGAUCACGGGAUCUUGGUGCUCAAUUAUUUUGCGCCUUACUGAGAUCCAUCGCGGUGGACGCAAGACUAACUUGUUCACUACAAGUCCUUCCCUUUUCAGGUGUUGCAAAAGGCCUCACUCCUGAGAAACCCAAAGCACAGUACUAUCAAGCGCCUUCUCAGAACUAUAACUCUUCUCCAUUCUCUCGCCCGGAGAGAGCAUCGGGCCCGCCCCGAAAACGAAUCGUCGACUCUCCGUUUCCUAUUUUCUGGGUAGAAGUCUUCUCGCCGGCAACGUCAACUUGGAUACCAGUAGACCCUCUUGUACGCAACACGAUCAACAAACCAAAGACUGGAUUCGAGCCUCCAGCAUCAGACCAAUUGAACAGUAUGACUUAUGUGCUAGCUUUUGAAGAUGAUGGCUCCGCUAAAGACGUCACGAGACGCUAUACGCAGUGGUUCAACGCAAAGACGCGGAAACAACGUGUCGAAAGCACCAAAGGCGGUGCGGAAUGGUGGAAGCAAACAAUGGAUGUGUUUCAAAAGCCUUUCACUGAAAUCCGAGAUGAGAUCGAGGAUGCGGAUCUCCUCAGGCGAGCGGCGACGGAACCCAUGCCUCGCAAUGUACAAGAUUUCAAAGGUCAUCCCGUCUACGUGCUUGAGCGGCAUCUCAGGCGGAACGAGGUCAUAUCGCCACGACAUGUAGUCGGGAAAGUUAGUGCUGGGUCGAACAGGAAUGCAAAGCUUGAAGAUGUCUUUCGUCGAAGAGAUGUCCAUGUUUGUCGUACAGCAGAUGCGUGGUAUCGACGUGGUAGGGAUGUAAAUGAAGGAGAGCAGCCUUUGAAGCGAGCUCUCCCAAGACAAAAGAGAGACGCAGCGGCACGGCGGAUCAACGACUUUGAGAAUGAAGGCGAGGAGGCGGACGAAGGGAUGGCUCUAUAUGCUCAGUUUCAGACGAGCCUCUACGAACCUCCUCCAGUGACCGAUGGACAAAUCCCAAGAAACGCAUAUGGAAAUUUGGACGUAUAUGUGCCUUCGAUGAUUCCCGCAGGUGCGGCUCAUAUUCGUCAUCCGCUCGCCGCCCAAGCGGCGAAAGUGCUGGAAAUCAAUUUUGUCGAAGCAGUUACCGGCUUUGAGUUUAAGGGUCGUCAAGGUACGGCUGUGAUUGAUGGAGUUGUUGUCCAGAUCAAUAUGUGCACUGCGAUGGUGCAUGUGAUCGAAGGCCUGGAAUCUCAGGCUAACGAAGAAAUUGAGGCCCAGAGAAGCAGACUUCUCCUAGGAAUGUGGAAGAGGUGGCUCGCGGCACUAAGGAUACGGGAGAAGGUGCAUCGAGAAUACGGGACCGGAGAGGAAGACAACCACGCGAACGAUUCUGCUGACCAGGAAGAAGACAAUGAGAGCACUUACCAAGGAGGCGAAGAAGCAGGCGGCUUCAUGCCUGAAGCUUCUGAGGGUCCAGCCCACGCUGUCGAAAAAGAUUAUUCACUUUCGUUCCCAAGUCUCAAGGAGAUUGGUCUGUUAUUACCGCCAGCGGUUGUCCACCAAGACGUUAUAAUUGUGAGAUCUCCAAAUAGCCUUCCUCAUGCGUCAGAAUCUACAGCAAGAGGGGAUUCCUCUCAUACAAAACAAGUCGAAGGUGCCGUUGAAGAAGCAGGAGGUUUCUUUACUGAUGAUGGACGGGAAACACGUCUUGAGGAGGACACAGAAAUGCAUGCUGAUCCAGAAACGGGCGGUGCAAUGGACAAUGACGCCGACGAAUCCGAAUCUGGCGGAGGGUUCUUACCUGAAGACGAAGAGACUCUUGAGGGCGUUGGCGUCGAGCCCGAGCCCGAUUCUGGGACAUACGCCAUUGAAGGCCCAUCAAAGUCCCCAACCGCAGAAGUGCGAGCUGUCGACAAAGUCACUGCACCACCCUCUUCUGAUGGAGGGGUGAUUGCUGAUGGGGCAUCAACAACCUAUCCUAUGGAGAUAGUAUUCCCACGAGACAAUUCCGUUCACGGUGGCCUAUCGGACUCUCAAACUCCUCAAGUAACUAAACGCGAAGCUGGGGCGCAACCAGACGCAACAGUAUCCCCGCCUUCAACGGCCAGUCUGCAAUCAGAAACCUCACUGCUUUCGCACGACCCUGAUGAAGAGGAUGCUGAGCCUGAAUGGUUGCUCAAUAGUCUUGGGGAGUUAGGUUGA
This is a messenger RNA of Exophiala aquamarina CBS 119918, 3012 nucleotides long. RefSeq lists its product as uncharacterized. The record is from RefSeq and is a predicted model, not a curated record. The transcript has a single exon. Gene Ontology annotation, biological process: nucleotide-excision repair; mismatch repair. NCBI's taxonomy places the organism in Eukaryota, Fungi, Ascomycota, Eurotiomycetes, Chaetothyriales, Herpotrichiellaceae. Bases 1 to 3012 code for a protein of 1003 amino acids. Gene Ontology annotation, molecular function: damaged DNA binding; single-stranded DNA binding. Gene Ontology annotation, cellular component: nucleus; XPC complex; nucleotide-excision repair factor 2 complex.